This is a messenger RNA of Colletotrichum karsti, 2127 nucleotides long. RefSeq names its product glycosyl hydrolase family 20. Gene Ontology annotation, biological process: carbohydrate metabolic process. The record is from RefSeq and is a predicted model, not a curated record. NCBI's taxonomy places the organism in Eukaryota, Fungi, Ascomycota, Sordariomycetes, Glomerellales, Glomerellaceae. Gene Ontology annotation, molecular function: beta-N-acetylhexosaminidase activity. The coding region runs from base 1 to 2127 and encodes 708 amino acids. The transcript has 3 exons.
AUGCGCUUCACCACAGCCCUCACGCUAUCCCUCGGCCUCGGCGCCGCAGCGGAAUCGCUCCCCGGCCUCUCGACCGUGCCGUACACCGCGACCGGCGGUACCAUCCCCUCUAGCUUCCUGAAGAAGAUCAUAGUGCACGAUGAGUACGCCGAGUCGCGCGACGAGGCGGGCGAGACGCUGAUCCCGCCUACGCUGCGAUCCUUCGCGGAGACCUUUGCGGAGGACCUCGUCUCGGUGUUGGACCUCUCCAUUCCCGUCUCAACCGGCGCCGAGGCGGAGGAAGGAUCCAUUUUCCUCACGCUCGACGAUGCGACCGCGUUCAAGGACGCGGCGGGCAGGGAUACCUCGGAGGGGUACGCGCUGAACGUGACGGUCGACGGGAUCCGCAUCGCCGGCGCGAGCCCGCUCGGCGCGUGGUGGGGCACGAGGACGGUGCUGCAGCAGAUGGUCCUCCGGGGCGGCGAGGUGGAGUUGGGGUACGGCGUGGACAGUCCCGGAUGGGGGACGCGUGGGAUGAUGCUCGAUAUCGCGCUUCACUACUAUCCUGCUUCCUUCCUGAUCGAGAUGUGCGCAUACAUGUCCUUCUUCAAGCAGAACACCUUCCAGCUGCAUCUUAGUGACAACCUCUACAACAACGUGGGGAUAUACUCGCGCGAGAGGCAGCUCGAGCUCUACGCUGCCUUCCGGCUGUGGUCUGACGAUCCGGCGGUCGAGGGGCUGAACAAGCGCGCUAACGAGUCGUACACGCGGGAGGUUUUUGACGAGAUCCAGGAGAAGUGUGCCGCGAGAGGUGUCACGGUGUUGCCGGAGAUCGAGGCGCCGGGGCAUGCGUUGGUGAUUUCGCAGUGGAGGCCCGAGUUGGGGCUGAGUUCGGACCUGAGCUUGUUGAAUAUCUCGAACCCGGACACGAUUCCGGCGAUGAAGGAUAUUUGGGGGGUGUUCUUGCCUUGGUUCCAUACCAAGACUGUGAGCAUCGGGGCGGAUGAGUAUGUCGAUCCGACUCUGAGCGAAGAGGCCUUGGUUGGAGAGUACACGCGUUUCGUGGACGAGAUGAACGACUAUAUCACUAGCACGUCGGGGAAGAACGUGAGAAUUUGGGGCACGUUCCCGCCGUCUUCCGGAGGCGACGUGAACAAGUCCGUAUCUAUCCAGCACUGGGCCAACUUUGAGGCGAACCCGUUAUGGGACUUUGUUAACAACGGCUACGAGGUGCUCAACUCCGGAGACUAUAUCUACACCGUUGGCAAGUGGUCGGAGUGGUACGGCCACGAGUUGAGCCUGGAAUUCAUCUUUCACGGAUCACCCGACGGAACGCCCUUCGCACCCAACGUCUUCGACCGCGAGAACGCCACCAACAACGCGGCUCGUGACAGCAAGGCGCUGCUGGGCCACAUCGCGCCGCAGUGGAACGACUUCGGCCCCAACGCGACGACGGUCACAGAGGCGUAUUACCAGUGGAGGGACGGGCUGCCCGCGCUCGCGGACAAGCAGUGGGGCGGCGACGUCAGUGAGUCUGGGUACGCGGAGCUCUUCGCCAAGUUGCAGCCCUCGGCGCCGGGCCAGAACCUCGACCGCAGAAUCGCGUCCGUCGGGUCGACGAUUGUGGAAUACGACUUCAGGGGUGGUGGCAACGGCAGCACGGUGAGGGAUUUGUCGGGUAAUGAGUACCACGCAAGCUCGACGUGCGAGACGGGGACCGAGGGUGCCGUGCUCACGCCUUCGUGCAGCAUCACGACGCCGCUCACGCAAAAGGGGCGCAAUUACACGCUCUCGUUCUCGAUCAAGCCCACGUCGGCGUCGAAGGGGGCCGUCUUCAGCGGCGGGGACAGCGGGCUGUGGUUUGGCAACGGGACUGUGGAUGCGGUCAUGCUGUUCUCGGGGGAGAGCGUGUACGCGCUCAACUACACGUUCCCCGUGGGGGAGUGGACGGAGGCGAGCCUCAUCGGACGGGACCGGCAGACGUUCCUGGACGUCGGGGACGGGGCCAUGGAGUUUUUGACGGUGAUGGGAUGGCAGGGCAACCGGUACGUGUGGCAGCCGAUUGCGGUGGAGGCUCCGUUGGGGAUUAUUGGGGGCGGCGGGUUUGAGGGCGUCAUCGGGGGGAUGAAGCUGGUUGACCAUGCCUAG